This is a messenger RNA of Macrosteles quadrilineatus (aster leafhopper), 683 nucleotides long. RefSeq names its product U6 snRNA-associated Sm-like protein LSm3. The transcript has 3 exons. NCBI's taxonomy places the organism in Eukaryota, Metazoa, Arthropoda, Insecta, Hemiptera, Cicadellidae. Gene Ontology annotation, molecular function: RNA binding. Gene Ontology annotation, cellular component: precatalytic spliceosome; P-body; U4/U6 x U5 tri-snRNP complex. Bases 301 to 609 code for a protein of 102 amino acids. The record is from RefSeq and is a predicted model, not a curated record. Gene Ontology annotation, biological process: mRNA splicing, via spliceosome; P-body assembly.
CCUGUCCUGUGAACCUCUCCGAAACGCGAUCCUGAUGGCAAGAAUAAAAAAGUCCCUGGCUCGCUGCCCAAGGCCACAAUAGUGGAAUAGUGUGGCCUUGCGCUGCCUCUGGUCCUUUCCUCCAUACAUAACCUUUCCGUCCGUUUCCAUUCCAAAUAACGGGAUAACGGGAACGGCAAUAAAUAUUAAACAAAACAUAACCUAAUAAACCUAACCUAACCCCAUCAAUUAACAAAAUACAGAUUAUCGGUGUACUUUUAAAUUGCAAUAUAAAAUUAAUCAAUUGAAGGCUACAGUCAAAUGGCUGAAGACAGCGAACAGGUUGCACAAGUAAGUGUGAAGGAACCUCUUGAUCUUAUUCGUCUCAGUUUAGAUGAGCGGAUUUAUGUUAAGAUGAGAAACGACCGAGAGCUCAGAGGUAGACUCCAUGCGUAUGACCAACAUUUGAACAUGGUUUUGGGCGAGGUAGAAGAAACUGUGACCACAGUCGAGAUAGAUGAAGAAACUUAUGAAGAGAUCUACAAAACAACAAAACGAAACAUCCCGAUGCUGUUUGUACGAGGUGAUGGAGCGAUUUUGGUUUCUCCACCUAUUAGAGCUGGGGCUUAAGUCCUCUAACUAGGUUUAAAAUAAAUCAAUUUUUAAAAUGUUCCAUAAGUUAAUAAAUAGUCAAUCAUUUUAAA